AUGGAACCUCCUGACAGUGGAGAAUUUCUUGUUCUGGAGAAAUUACUGGUCAAUGCUUCUUUGCACUGGAAAGGGGCAGAAGUCCUUGAGCAUGUGCAUUUGAGCUUCUUACUAUUUCUCCAUCGAUUAGCAGAAGAAGCCAGAACAAAUGCUUUUGAGAACAAAAGUAAAGUAAUUAAGCCUGAGCACGCUAUAGCCGCAGCAAAGGUUAUUUUAAAGAAAAGCAGAGGCUAG
This is a messenger RNA of Chaetura pelagica (chimney swift), 234 nucleotides long. RefSeq names its product centromere protein W (gene CENPW). Gene Ontology annotation, biological process: mitotic cell cycle; chromosome segregation; kinetochore assembly. Gene Ontology annotation, cellular component: nucleoplasm; kinetochore. The coding region runs from base 1 to 234 and encodes 77 amino acids. NCBI's taxonomy places the organism in Eukaryota, Metazoa, Chordata, Aves, Apodiformes, Apodidae. The record is from RefSeq and is a predicted model, not a curated record. Gene Ontology annotation, molecular function: DNA binding; protein heterodimerization activity. The transcript has 3 exons.